AUGGCUUGGCUUCGUAGGAAACAAAAAAGAUCCUGCCGCCUAGAUAGUCGCAAACCGACCCUUGUGCAGAGGUCCACUAAUAAUGAAUUAAAGUCAUCCUCGAAGAAUUUAAAAAAAGGUCUUAAAGGAAAGAAAACAAAGAUGAUUCAAAAGGAUACCCAUAUCGACAACUUGGUGCUCGAAGAAAGUAAAGAAAAUUGGGGAACUGAUGUUAUAUUCAGAACUGAUGGUGCUAACAUUCCAUCUGAUUUGGAAAUCUUCCCAGCUCAUAAAGUUACUGAUGAUAAUGAAACAAAAGAGGAAAGUGUGGAAUUAGUUCAAACUGAAGAUCAAUAUGUGAGCUAUUACGGUUACGAGGAUCAGCAUAUUUGCUCUGAGGCUACGCAGGAGGGCGAUUGGGAAGGGUUUGACCCCUACCUGUUCAUCAAACGACUGCCGCCGCUGACUAGGGAGAGGUGUCCUGCUCUUCCGUUGAAAACCCGCUCUUCGCCGGACUUUUCCCUCGUCCUCGAUCUCGAUGAGACACUUGUCCAUUGUUCCCUCACCGAACUACCGGAUGCCUCCUUUUCCUUUCCAGUUCUCUUUCAGAACACCGAAUACACUGUAUUCGUGAGGACCAGGCCUUUCUUCAGGGAGUUCCUGGAACGUGUGUCAUCGCUGUUCGAAGUCAUACUAUUCACGGCUUCAAAGCGUAUUUAUGCUGACAAAUUGCUUAACCUCAUAGAUCCGGCAAGGAGACUUAUCAAGUACAGGCUGUUUCGCGAACACUGUGUUUGUGUAAAUGGCAAUUAUAUAAAAGAUUUGUCAAUUCUGGGACGAGACCUCUCUAAAACUAUCAUCGUUGAUAACUCACCUCAGGCGUUUGGCUAUCAGCUGGAAAACGGAAUUCCAAUAGAAAGUUGGUUCAUGGAUAGAUCAGAUUCUGAACUGAUGAAGCUGCUCCCCUUCCUAGAAGAUCUAGUUUACAUGAAUGAAGAUGUUCGACCACAUAUCCGAGACAAGUUUCGCCUGUUUACAUUUCUUCCUCCUGAUUAA
This is a messenger RNA of Nezara viridula (southern green stink bug), 1035 nucleotides long. The record is from the annotation of a GenBank genome assembly. Lineage: Eukaryota; Metazoa; Arthropoda; Insecta; Hemiptera; Pentatomidae.